AUGGUGGCUCCCAAGACAAUUAAUAUCGCUGUAAUCGGCGCCGGUGGUGUUGGAUCCUGCUUCCUGGAGCAACUCGCAUGGCUUGCAAAGAACCAGCCCAUCCAUAUCAGCUUGUGCUAUCUCGCUACCAUUGACGGGGCACUGUAUCACCCGGACUACUCAGAGCUCAAUAUCGAGACGGCACUCUCUACUCUUGAGAAAGCCCCUUCUCCCUUACCUUCAAUCCCGGAAACGAUUGACUACUUGGCUGGCACUCCCCAUAAAGUCAUUCUUGUCGACAACACCAGUGCUACCAGUCUCGCCGAGGCCUAUCCUCAGUUCCUAGCCAAAGGCAUCAACAUCAUCACCCCCAACAAAAAGGCCUUCUCGGGAAGCUACCAACUAUGGCAAGAGAUCUUCGGCGCAGCCAAGUUAAGUGGGGCUCUAAUUUAUCACGAGUCAUCAGUUGGUGCUGGUAUGCCCAUAAUCUCCACUGUAAAGGAUCUAGUUCAAACCGGCGACGAGGUCACCAAGAUAGAAGGUGUUUUCAGUGGAACGAUGUCCUAUCUUUUUAACACUUUCGCGCCUCCUUCCGGCCAAGGUGGCGGAAAGUGGUCAGAAAUCGUCCUCAAAGCCAAAGAACUUGGUUUCACUGAGCCUGAUCCCCGGGAUGAUCUCAACGGUCUGGACGUGGCGCGGAAGUUGACCAUUCUGGGUCGCCUCUCGGGUCUGCCCAUCGAAUCACCUUCGUCUUUUCCUGUCCAAAGCCUGAUUCCUAGGGAGCUCGAAUCAACAGCGAAUAGCCAGGAGUUCCUCACAAAGCUUCCAGAAUUUGACAGCCGUAUGGAAGAGCAAAAAGCUCUCGCCGAAAAGGAGGGUAAGGUUGUACGCUAUGUGGGAAGUGUCGAUAUGGCGACCAAGGCUGUCAAGGUUGGCAUGGAAUGGUUUGAUCCUGACCACCCCAUUGCGACGCUCAAGGGAAGUGAUAAUAUCAUUAGCUUUUACACCAAGAGGUAUGGGGACAUGCCCCUGACCAUUUGCGGUGCCGGGGCUGGUGGGCCUGUUACUGCGAUGGGAGUGACGGGCGAUCUGCUCAAGAUCUUAUAUCAACUUGGUUAA
Messenger RNA from Penicillium chermesinum, 1098 nucleotides. RefSeq names its product homoserine dehydrogenase. NCBI's taxonomy places the organism in Eukaryota, Fungi, Ascomycota, Eurotiomycetes, Eurotiales, Aspergillaceae. The transcript is spliced from 2 exons. The coding region runs from base 1 to 1098 and encodes 365 amino acids. The record is from RefSeq and is a predicted model, not a curated record. Gene Ontology annotation, molecular function: homoserine dehydrogenase activity; aspartate kinase activity; NADP binding. Gene Ontology annotation, biological process: L-homoserine biosynthetic process; aspartate family amino acid biosynthetic process.